GAGAUACUAUAGACAAAAAGUAGAAUAAGAGAGAUUGAGACAAGAAGAAAAAGAGAAAGAUUGAAGCAGGUGGAUUUAGUGACUCUACAGAGAACAAACAAAUUCACCAUAGCUCUACAGAAAUGAAACAAACUUACCACAACUCUUCAAACAACAAAUUCACCAUAGCUCUACAGAAAUCAAACAAGCUUACCACUACUCUGCAGAAGCCAAACAAAUAUGCCAUAGCUCUACAAAACAUCACAGAAAAAUUCAAUAAUUUAAGAAUUCACCAAAACAAUUCUUCAGACAAAAGUACCAUAGCUCUACAGAAAACCAACAAAUUUUCCAUGGUUCUACAAAAAGCAAAAAGAAUAACCAUAUCUCUACUCACUUGCCACAACUCUACAAACAACAAAUUCAACAUAGCCUUACAUAAAUCAUACAAACUUACCACAGCUCUACAAACAAACAAAUGUGCCACGGCUUCACAAAAAACCACAGAAAAAUUAAACAACUUUGAAAAUUCCACCAAGACCAUUCUACAGACAAAAGUACCAUAGCUCUACAGAAAACCAACCAACUUUCCAUGGUUCUACAAAAAACAAACAAAAUUACCAUAGCUUUACAGAAAUCAUACAAACUUACCACAGCUCUACAAGAUUAACAAAU
Metschnikowia bicuspidata var. bicuspidata NRRL YB-4993 is the source of this 651-nucleotide messenger RNA. RefSeq lists its product as uncharacterized. The record is from RefSeq and is a predicted model, not a curated record. Bases 123 to 542 code for a protein of 139 amino acids. Lineage: Eukaryota; Fungi; Ascomycota; Pichiomycetes; Serinales; Metschnikowiaceae. The transcript has a single exon.